Messenger RNA from Chanos chanos (milkfish), 1539 nucleotides. RefSeq names its product mal, T cell differentiation protein 2 (gene mal2). Gene Ontology annotation, cellular component: membrane. The transcript is spliced from 4 exons. The coding region runs from base 239 to 781 and encodes 180 amino acids. Gene Ontology annotation, molecular function: structural constituent of myelin sheath. NCBI's taxonomy places the organism in Eukaryota, Metazoa, Chordata, Actinopteri, Gonorynchiformes, Chanidae. The record is from RefSeq and is a predicted model, not a curated record. Gene Ontology annotation, biological process: myelination.
CGGUGACCCAAAACGUCAAAAUAGGCAUUUCAGUUUCUUCGGAUUACAGUAUUACGGUCAAUUAAUAUUUGCUCGCCUAAAAUGGAGGCGGCCAAGCCAGUUUCUUGUGGGUAGAAAUUGAACAGGGAUGGGAGUGGCCAUACACCUGUCGGACCUGUUUCAGACGCAUGACCCUUACGGGAUUUUUCCUCUCUCUGCGUCCUUUGUUGUACCAGCGUACCUGGAACCGUAAGGAAGGAUGUCCGAACCAACGAAUCCAGCCGCUACCUCUUUCCCAGCCCCAACUAUCUCUUUACCCCUGGGACUGGAAAUAUUACGAACAUAUUCCGGUGCUCUGAUUUGCUCGGAAAUCGUGUUUGGAGGGCUGGUAUGGAUCUUGGUGGCGUCCUCGAACGUGCCCGUGCCGUUGCUGCAGGGCUGGGUGAUGUUUGUCUCAGUAACCAUGUUCCUCUGCUCUACAACAUACCUCACUGUGUUUAUCACGGGUAUUGCUGACAAAGUCAACACUGACUGGAACUUCUUGGAUAUGCUCUACCACUUCGUGGCUCUUCUCUUCUACUUCGCCGCAUUCGUACUGGAGGCUGCGACAACAAGUGCAAGUCUAAGCGUUCGUACCACAGUCAAUGGGACAGAGUGUUUUGUCGUGCCGAAGGGAGGUAUCGUUACAUUCCUGGAUUUUCGACAGUACAGCAUAAACGUGGCAGCCACAAUAUUUGCCUUUUUUGUAACUCUGUGCUACGCGUGCAGCAUGUUUAUGGGCUUCAAGAGAUGGAGAAUGUAACAGCGGGAGGACGAUGCAACAGAGAGCACUGACCCCUUCAACACUUCAGUACUGUUAUGGGCAUCACACGAAGUGCUGCCUCCUCAUCUUCAUUAUGGGUUUACCACUUUUUCUCAAACAGCAUUAUUUAAAGAGAGAAACCGUCUUUCCGAUUUGUUUGUAUUUAAGCUCCAGACCUAUAGAAAGUAUGUGACGGCCUAUCAUUAAAAUAUGGAUUAGGAUUAUCACUGAUAUGAUAUGGACUAUGUCAUGAAUAUAGAUUAUCGCAGCACUUCAAAGCAUUAUGUGCCAGGUCGAAUAUUUCAGUUAUAGUACUUUUUAAAUCUGUAGAUCACUGUUGUCCAAUGAACAUUUUCAGUGAAAGUUUCCCAGAUGGAACUGGAGAAUACAAAUUAGUGUUUUGUUGUGUCAUUAUUGAUUUGUCAGAUAGUGCCACACAUAACUGUAUUACCACUAACAUUUAGAGAUUUUUGUAUUUGUUUUGUUUGUUUUAUUUUUUAGGUUUGUGUAAGGGAAUUAACCUACUAAUACACACCGGUAAAUUCUGAUGAAGUGUCUGAGCUCUCAGAUGUUCAUAAUCUCACUGAUACACAAGUGAAGCUUAAAACAAUGUAGAUUUAAGCAUUUGUUCCUGUGGUUUUACCUGAGGAAAUAUAUACAGCCCAUUCAAUCAAACUGUUCCAUUAACCUUAAAUUAUGUUUGUUUAUAAAUAUAUCAUCUGUUCAUUUUUUAAAAUAAACAACACUUCAUAAUUGUC